AUUUGCCCUUGCCUUUAACUUCUGGUCCUGUCCUUCAAUUCUUCAUCCGCACAAUAUCUGAAUCAAGAUGGGCCAAUCACCAUCCCAAUUUAUGGAGGACAUGCAAAAGCGGUCCAACUUCAAUGCGAGUGAGCUGGAACGACUGAAGAAAAGAUUCAUGAAACUCGACAGCGAUGGCUCUGGGUCGAUAGAUAGGGAGGAGUUCCUGCAAAUACCGCAGAUUGCGAACAACCCGCUCGCGUCACGACUGAUCGCCAUCUUCGACGAAGACGGUGGAGGGACUGUUGACUUCCAGGAGUUUGUCGGUGGGCUCAGCGCAUUUAGCAGUCGAGGAGGGCGAGAAGAGAAGCUCAGAUUCGCAUUCAAGGUGUAUGAUAUGGACCGAGAUGGAUAUAUCUCGAAUGGAGAGCUGUUUCUUGUCCUCAAGAUGAUGGUGGGUAACAACCUCAAGGACGGACAGCUCCAGCAGAUUGUCGAUAAGACGAUCAUGGAGGCCGACAAGGAUGGCGAUGGGAAGUUGAGCUUCGAGGAGUUCGUACAAAUGGUCUCAAAUACGGAUAUUGUCAAGCAAAUGACUCUGGAGGACUUGUUCUGAUUAUGCUGUGCUGUCCUGUACGCUUUCCUGACGAACGCCAUACCCUAGCUGUCUAUCGCGCAUACAAGCAAUUGUCGCCCGCAUCCCUCCGUUCACUCGCUCGUAGUGUUAUCUCUCACGGAUCGGUUGCUUCAACCGUAACUUGUACUUUUACUUGCAUUCCUCUAGUCGCCUCCCUUGUGUUCCGUAAAUUAAUGGCAGUCGUGGGUAAUCGGGCAGGUUGUGGAUCCUCAGGUGGCGAUAGCGACUGAUGAAGCAGAGGGUUGUUCCUAUGUGCCCCACU
Molecule: messenger RNA, 878 nt
Organism: Postia placenta MAD-698-R-SB12
Lineage: Eukaryota; Fungi; Basidiomycota; Agaricomycetes; Polyporales; Adustoporiaceae
Exons: 7
Coding region: 68-595 (175 amino acids)
Molecular function (GO): calcium-dependent protein serine/threonine phosphatase regulator activity; calcium ion binding
Source: RefSeq, a predicted model, not a curated record